This is a messenger RNA of Temnothorax curvispinosus, 514 nucleotides long. RefSeq lists its product as uncharacterized. Gene Ontology annotation, biological process: detection of chemical stimulus involved in sensory perception of smell; sensory perception of smell. NCBI's taxonomy places the organism in Eukaryota, Metazoa, Arthropoda, Insecta, Hymenoptera, Formicidae. The record is from RefSeq and is a predicted model, not a curated record. Bases 69 to 362 code for a protein of 97 amino acids. The transcript is spliced from 3 exons. Gene Ontology annotation, molecular function: olfactory receptor activity; odorant binding. Gene Ontology annotation, cellular component: plasma membrane.
AACAGAACAAAAAGAAAUGCCCAAUAAUGUAACAUUUAUAGGAAUGGGAAAAUAGUAAUACGAUAGCUAUGUGCUCCUACUUCUCAUCAGUUACAUCCAUGAUGAUAAAUAUGUUCUUGUUUUGUUACACUGGUGAACAACUUACCGUUCAGGCAGAGAAAGUAGCUAGAACAUCUUGCGUGCUUGAAUGGUAUCGUCUUCCGACCAAGGAAGCGCGUGGGAUCGUGCUUGUGGUAAUCAUGUCAAACUUGCCCAUGAAGAUCACUGCUGGAAAAAUCAUGGAUCUAUCAUUCAAGACAUAUGGCGAUGUCGUGAAGACAGCUGUGACAUAUUUUAAUAUGCUUUUAAAUGUAGUUGACUGAACAUUUCUAAUCUCCAUCUUCAUCUUCUCGUCGGAAUUAUGACUACAAACGCAUUAUAAUGCUUAUACAUACACGCAUUGUGUAUGCUCGUGAUAUAGAUGUGUCCAAUACAGAAACAUGGUAUGAUGUACAUGUACCUACAUUUAAAUAUA